GGGCGCGAAACCCUCGCCUUCCCCGAUUGCCUUCCGCUUUCGCUCACCUCUGCGUGCUCGCCGUCGCCUUCCCUUUUGGUUUCGCUUCCGUUUUCGUUUUCUUUCUUUGCAACUUCUUCUCCACUCCCUAGGUCUCACCAAGCUCAAUCGAUGCACUGCUAACAGGUUAGGAACGAGUGUUCUUCUCCGACAACGUGGGUUCUGGUCUCGCUCUAGCCACUCUUCCUUCUACAACACCAAGCGUCUUGCCCUCUCCGAGCGCUCAACCGCUGUCGUUCGCCGCCUGACUCGUUUGUACUUGUCGGCGGCGAGAAGCGUACUUUUAUUUUUAUUUAUUAUUAUUAUUACCCGCCAGGUAUUACAAUAUUAAUCUCACUUUAUGAUUCUCGGAGUUACAAGAGCCCCUCAUCGUUUGUGCCAGACUCGUGCUUUUGUUGAUGCAAAGGUGAAAUGGGUUAGAGAUCCAUACCUUGAUUUUGUUGUUCAAAGAGAGGAAAAUCUCAGACAAGUAAUCUCCCUCAAGAAUCUAAUAGUUUCGAGUCCUUUUAAAUCUGUCCCACUUUCCUCUGUCUCUUUGAUGAGACAGAACCUCAAAGUCCCCACUACUUCAAUCUCUAAGUUCUUGCAAUUGUACCCCUCUGUUUUCAUCCAAUUCCAGCCUAGUCUUGGCCUCCAUCCUCAUGUCAAGCUCACCUCCCAAGCUCUAGCUCUCCACAAGGAAGAAUCAACCAUUCAUAACUCUCAACCACAUAGAGACGACGUCGUGAAGAGGUUAGCGAAACUAUUGAUGCUCACAGGGGCUGGAAAAUUGCCCCUGUAUGUCAUUGAGAAGCUGCAAUGGGAUUUGGGUCUACCCUACAAGUUCAUUCCAACACUUCUUGCUGAUUAUCCUGAAUAUUUUCAGGUUUGUAGUGUGAGAGAUUGUUCAACAGGUGAACAAACUCUUGCAUUGGAACUACUUUCUUGGAGGGAAGACCUUUCAGUCUCUGAACUGAAGAAGAGGCAUUCCUUGGAAGGCAAUGGUUGGAGAAGGAAUGGAAUUCACAUUGCAUUUCCAAUGAGUUUUCCUAGGGGUUUUGAUUUGGAGAAGAAGGUGCUGAAUUGGGUGGAGGAGUGGCAGCGUCUGCCCUACAUUUCACCCUACGAAAAUGCAUUCCAUCUAGCACCAAACAGCGACCAGGCUGAGAAAUGGACCACCGCAGUUCUUCAUGAGUUGCUUUACCUUAUGGUCUCAAAGAAAACCGAAAAAGAGAACAUCUCCUGCUUGGGAGAGUAUUUGGGGUUCGGUUCUAGGUUCAAGAAGGCCAUAGUUCAUCACCCAGGUAUAUUUUACGUCUCAAACAAGAUCAGAACACAAACUGUGGUUCUCAGAGAGGCUUAUAACAAGAACUUUCUGGUAGAAAAGCACCUUUUGAUGGGCAUGAGGCAUCAGUACAUUCGCCUAAUGAACAAAGCUGUAAGGAGACCUAGACCACGCAUCAUAUUAGCUUCUUCCAGAGAUAAAAGACAGAAUAAUCCAUCUGCCAACAAAGAACCUAAGAGAAAUGCUAAAGCAAAGCUGGAAGAAUCCAAUGUGUAUUUUCAGCCAUCGGUUGAGGAAGACGAUCAUCCAUGCAGAGUGACUGAGUUGCAAAAUAAUGCAUUUCAUGAAUGAAAACUAUACUGUUAAAGCCUAAAUGAUCAAACAUGGUCUGGCUUCUGUUAUAAGUUUUUUUCUUUAAGUGCAUCAGAGAUUAUUUUCUUGCA
Cucurbita moschata (crookneck pumpkin) is the source of this 1746-nucleotide messenger RNA. RefSeq names its product protein WHAT'S THIS FACTOR 1. Gene Ontology annotation, molecular function: RNA binding. The record is from RefSeq and is a predicted model, not a curated record. Lineage: Eukaryota; Viridiplantae; Streptophyta; Magnoliopsida; Cucurbitales; Cucurbitaceae. Bases 380 to 1654 code for a protein of 424 amino acids. The transcript has a single exon.